AUGCCUGUGGGGGUUUUCACCAUCUUCGACUGCAGGACUGAUGGACUGCCUUUUGCAGCUCGGAUUCUGCACGAGGUGAUUCAUCACUGGGCGUGUGCUUCCAGAGAUCUUGCCACGUUUGGCCCAGACAAAACCAUCCAGUUUGGUCUGAGCUUCGUUCGACGAGGAGGUGUAGAGCCCGCAGUUCCAUGGGGCACCUAUGGGCGUGAUGUUGUGCUCACCCUUCUGGAUAACCUGCAGGCAUCCUGGGUCAAUGACUGUGACGUUACGUCUGGAGAGCUCUCCAGCCAAGAGGAGGCCCUCUGUCUUGCACUGGAGUCCCUGGCAUCGGGAGGCGAAGAGCUCGGCGACGCCUGCGCGGGCCGCGCAGCGGUCGAGGUUUGGAGCUUCUGGCCAAGGAAGCUCGUGCAGAGGUGUUGCUCUGCUGCUUCAGAGCGACUGCGCGGCCUGCAGACUGCCGGAAUUGACGUGACGGUGGUGAAGCUUGCGGACGAGUCGUUCAGGAGCGACGAUGAUGGACAGGGUCGGCUCAUCGACAUAAAGGUGGACGCCGCAGCAUUGCUGGAGUGGAUCAAUUCGCUGGCAGUCGUCGGCGAGUUUGUUCAAAGCCUGGAUGAGCUGGCCAACGGCAAGAUCUUGCUGCGAGUCAUGCGCGAUGUGAAUCCGGAGGCAUUUUCCGAGCACUCGGGAUCUGAGCUGAAAGCGCUCCUGCGUGGACUCGUCGAGCAUUUCAAGGGUCGGCAGGGAUGCGCUGAGGCGGUGGCCCGGCACUGGCUUGAGGAGGGCGGCACGGUGACAUCUCUGCUAACGCAGCUUGUGAUAUGGGCAACUUUAGACAAUGAGCUUCCAAAUCAUGCGUACUAUGUUCAGACAUGCCAGGAGCUGAGUGCCACAUCAGCUUCGGCUAUCGUUCUUAUAGCUGAGCGCUUUAGCCUCGACUUGGACUCUUCUCCAUUGUCCUCAAUCAUCCCUGGGAUCCCUGGGUUUCCUCGCAAAUCCGGCGCCUUUACCGGGUCGCCGGGAGGUUCCGGUGCGCUACCUCGCACCUUGUCGGCCGAGUUGCCAGACUUUUUGGAAGUUGGUCUAGAUUCGGAGACGCGGUUUCGCAGGUUAAAGGAACACUACAUCGCCUUGAAGGAGGAGCAAGAGCGCUGGGAGGAGGAGAGGAGCAGGCUAAAUGCUGAACUUGAAACGGAGCGUGCUAAACGUGUAGAAGCGCAAGAGAAGGAACGUCUCGCCCAAGCGGAGCUCCGCCUGGCUGACGAGGCAUCGGAACGAGCACGGGAGGAGCAGCGCGCAUCGAUGGAGAUGAAACUCGAGCAGGAAUUGUGGAAGGCUACAGCGGAGCUACGGCAGAAGGAGCAAGAAGUUGAGCGCUUGCGUGAAGAAGUGGAGAUCUCACGGGUGCAAGCUCAGAACAGCCAGAAGCUGCACUCGCAGCUGGAGAUGUACAAGAAACGGAUGGAAGAGUGUCAGGGCUGGAAACGAGAGAAAGACGAGCUGCGGAAGCAACUGGAUGAGAUUACGACCUCCAGGCAGGCAGGCUCUGGCACUGUAGAGCAUCUGCAUGGCCGGUUGGCAAAUCUCCGGGAUGACUUGGCCUCAGUUUCUCGUGAGAGGGACGAGGCGCGGCUUCAAAUCCAGAUGCUGCAAAGUCAGCUGGAGCAGGCACAGACACAGGCUCAAAGCAAUGACCAGGAGAUCUCUCAACCAACACGCGCGGUUGAAACGAGCGGAAGUGGAGCUAGUGGUGUCCUGGCCAGCCAGCUCGGAUCCGUGAGGGAUUCCGAACAAGAGAGACUUGCCCGUGACUUGAAGGCACGACUGGACUUGCGUGAGCGGGAACUACAGGUUCUGCACUGGCGCGGACAGGCUGAAAGCCAUGCGCUGCAAGCGCAAGAAACAUUGAUGGCGUCGUGCUUUCAUGAACUCGGGCUCCGCUACCAUCAGCUCAAAGUCCAGCACGACUUGUUGCAGAAGAGACUCUACGCAGAAGGCCAAAAAAUGAUUGGAAGCACUUUCCAGGAAGUUUCCAUGCCUCCUACGAGGCUAGCUGUACUUCGUCAUCUUCGGAGCCGCCUGUCGGUGAAGCUCAUGGUGAACUUGGAGCUGCCGGGCAAAUUUCCAGCCACUGUGGAGGAAUGGAAAGUCGAUGCGGCAUACCAGGAGAACCUUGACCCUUGCUUCAACUCGGUUGCCUGCAGUUGUAGUCCCAUUCUCCUCCUCAUGCCCGGCCAGCAUGAGGCAGCCAAUGCGCAGUUGUCGACCUCACAAUUUCAUUUCCAACGCUUUGUGCGCGCUGGAGGCAUCGAUCCUUGCCACUUCUAUGGCAUUCCAUUGGUGGCACGACCUGUGUCGAAGGUCAAUCUGAGCAGUAGGAUUCGAAAUCGGGAUGACGCCGCUGACUCGAGCUCCUUCGAGAAGCUGGCCUGCUUGGCACAAGGUCAAGCCGCGCUCUAUGCCUCAAAGGUAUGCCCGCUGGAGCUGAAAACAGGAUGCCGUACCUUCCAUUGGCUGGCUUCAGUCGGAAGCGAAUCUCGAGACUCGGUGCUGGUUUUGCGCGGACUGGCCAACCAUCACACGACCAGUCUUCUGGGUCUGCAGAGUCAGGCUGUCGGAGAAAUGUCGGACGGACUGAAUGAGGAAGGCGUUGCACCAUUGAGCCUGGAUGCCUUGCCCCAGCUAAGUGUGUACAACCCACUGUGCGCAGAAUCCGUUCUACAUGCAGCAAUGUUGGAGGUCCCCUGGCCAGCAGCGAUGCCAAGUGAGGUGUCGCGUGGACGUGGCGGUGGCCGCGCCCGUGGUCGCGGGCGUGGUCGCGGCGAGCCGAGGCCGAAGGUCCAAGCAGGCCUGCAGACGGUCGAGAUGCAGCCGGUGAGCUGCGUGGGGGCGAAGGUGGCUGCAGAUUUGAUGCCUGCGGCAAAUGCCGGGCCUGCAGCGCCGCCGGCACUGCCGACUGCAGUGGAGCCUGCCAAUACUGCUUCAGCCAAGCGCCCUAGGAGCUCGCUCGGCAGCGCUGGAUCACUAGCACCGCUGGCCUCGCUGCUGUGUCAGUGGCUUGCGGCAAAAGGGGUCUUCAUUCUUGACCGAGCAGGAGGUUGCGAGCAUUGCUGCUGGCAGCUUCAAGUUCGACUUUUGACGCAGUUGAAGGACCAGUCUGACGGCACUAUCGUGGCUGGCUACCGUGACAGGGUGAAUCGAUACGAGGUUGAUGUGGCGCAGGAGUGCUUCGUGCGCUAUUUCCACUCCAAAUCCAGCAGCCUGUGGAAUGCAGACGUUAUCAUUGAAGCCUUGGCAGAUUUCGGGAUCAAGGGAGAUCAGAUCGGCUUCAACAACUUCUGCUCCAUCAUAGAGGAGGCCCGCAGCAAAAUGAGAUCAACGAGAUCGCUUGCCGUAUUUCAGGCCUGGAAGUAUGCCGACAAGGAGGAUGCUGGGGGCUUGAAGCCGGAUGCGGUCAUGCAGCUUUUGGAGGAUCUCCAACUUGCGUUCGGCAAGGAUAGCCUCGAACGGCAAAAUGUUGAGGCUAUGGUGUCUGACUGUCGCACAGAUCCGGCCACUGGCCUUAUUGGACUGACGGAGGUGGAAUUCUUGGUAUCAGCAGUCCGGGAGUACAUGAUGCAGACUCAGCGAAGUCAAGAACGAAAGCUCCAGGUGGAGUACCAGCUGUCAGACAGCAUGUUUCAAGAGUUUCGCAGCCAGCUCAUAAGAUUUCAUGAGUCUUUCGUAGAGCUCGAUGAUGAUGACAGUGGAGCAUUGGAUGAGAACGAGGCCAUGAAUCUACUGACACAUUUUGGGUGCUUGAGCAACGUAUCAAGCAUGUCGAUCGAGAAGAAGCUUCAAGCUGAGGAGAUCAUUGAGUGGUACUUGAACGCAUCUGAGGAUCACACACUUUCCUUCUCCAGGCUUGGUGCUUUGCGUAUUGCUAUGAGAUGCUAUGUGUCCAACAUGACUUUGACUUUGACUCGCUGCAAGGCGUCCAAGCGUUGCGAGAAGUAA
Symbiodinium necroappetens is the source of this 3996-nucleotide messenger RNA. The record is from the annotation of a GenBank genome assembly. NCBI's taxonomy places the organism in Eukaryota, Dinophyceae, Suessiales, Symbiodiniaceae.